CCUCUGCCCAGCCUACCCCGGCCUUAGGUCUAAAGCCUUGCUGCGUUGCAUUGUGGCUUGUCGUGAGCCGGGAGGCCUCAGCGCAGAGUUGGCGAGGGGGCAAGGGGUGCAAAGGGCCGGGGCAGCAGGUGGGAGCCUCUCAGACGCCUCCACUCCUUCAGUAGGCCGCUCGCUACCCCCAUGUUCCUGAGAAGCGUCUACGCACGGCUACUGAGCCGCGGACCUUGCCUUCGAGUCCUUCGCUCAUGGGGCUCGGCAGCGGCGCAAACCGGGAAAGGCGGAAAGACCCAGGGCAGAUCGGCCAAGUCCUCACGGCCUGAGUUUGACUGGAGGGACCCACUAGUGCUGGAAGAGCAGCUCACAGCAGAUGAGAUCCUCAUCCGGGACACCUUCCGCACCUACUGCCAGGAGCACCUCAUGCCCCGCAUCGUGCUGGCCAAUCGCAACGAAGUUUUUCACCGGGAGAUCAUCUCAGAGAUGGGGGAGCUUGGUGUGCUGGGCCCCACCAUCAAAGGGUAUGGCUGUGCUGGAGUGUCAUCUGUGGCCUAUGGACUCCUGGCCCGAGAGUUAGAGCGGGUGGACAGCGGCUACAGGUCAGCAAUGAGUGUCCAGUCCUCCCUGGUCAUGCACCCUAUCUAUGCCUACGGCAGCGAAGAGCAGCAGCAGAAAUACCUGCCCCGGCUGGCCAAGGGGGAGCUCCUGGGCUGCUUCGGGCUCACAGAGCCCAACCACGGGAGUGACCCUGGCAGCAUGGAAACCAGAGCCCGCCACAACCCAUCCAACAGGAGCUACACCCUCAAUGGGGCCAAGACCUGGAUCACCAACUCGCCUGUGGCUGACCUGUUUGUAGUGUGGGCUCGGUGUGAAGAUAAUUGCAUUCGGGGCUUCCUGCUGGAGAAAGGGAUGCGGGGCCUCUCAGCCCCCAAAAUCGAGGGCAAGUUCUCUCUGCGGGCCUCAGCCACGGGUAUGAUUAUCAUGGACGAUGUAGAGGUGCCAGAGGAGAAUGUGCUGCCCAAGGCGUCUAGUCUGGCGGGUCCCUUCGGCUGCCUCAACAAUGCCCGCUAUGGCAUCUCCUGGGGUGUGCUUGGAGCCGCUGAGUUCUGUUUGCACACAGCCCGGCAGUACACUCUGGACAGGAUCCAGUUUGGUGUCCCACUGGCCAAGAACCAACUUAUUCAGAGGAAGCUGGCAGACAUGCUCACCGAGAUCACUCUGGGCCUUCAUGCCUGCCUGCAGCUCGGCCGCUUGAAGGAUCAAGACAAGGUCACCCCGGAAAUGGUCUCCCUGCUGAAGAGGAAUAACUGUGGGAAGGCCUUGGACAUUGCCCGCCAGGCUCGAGACAUGCUGGGUGGGAAUGGGAUUUCUGAUGAGUAUCACGUGAUCCGGCAUGCCAUGAACCUGGAGGCUGUGAACACCUAUGAAGGUGGGGCCCAGGUCUCUGGGAGGGGCUUUGCAGAGACCUCACUGGGGAAGAGGGGAGCAAGAUGGGGUGGGGACAGCAGGCCCGAGUCCUUCUCUCAGCUGUCACCAAUUGGCAGCAUGACCUGGGGCAAGUCCCACUCUGUCCCUCAUCUGGAGCAGCUCACACUGGGGCCAUGGAAGUAAAAUGCUCCCAGUUCUUUCCUCCACUGCUUGGGAAGAGGGAUGUUCCCAAGCCUGCUUACGGGUCCUCAGGAAUCCCAGAGUGGGGCACACUGCCCAGCCAGCUGGUGGAUGAAAGGGAGUGAGAGUGCAGCUACACACAGGAUCUCCACUCCAUUUCAUAUGGGAAAAAAAGAGACAGGGUUUGUGGUCUGUGGUGUUUACACCUGCAACUGGUUGUGACUCACAUGGGGCAGACCCCUUGCUGCACGGGAAGACGGACAUUGAAAAAGAUAAUUAAAAAAAGAUGGGAGUUCCCAUCGUGGCUCAGCAGAAGUGAACCUGACUAGUAUCCAUGAGAAUGCAGGUUUGAUCCCUGGCUUUGCUUAGUGGGUUACGGAUCCAGUGUAGCUGUUAAGCUGCAGCAUAGGUCGCAGAUGCCCCCGAGAUCCGAGUUGCUGUGGCUGUGGCACAGAGCUCAGCUACAGCUCCAAUUCAAGCCCUAGCCUCCUGGGAACUUCCAUAUACCACAGGUGCAGCCUUAAAAAAGAAAAAAAUAUGUACAGUUCCAGUGUGAGCCACACAGAAAUAGAGGGAGCUGUAACAGGCGCUCCAUCUCCUAGGGAGAAAGUGGGACCAUGGUUAAAACUCGAGGGAUGUUUAGAAGCUCCCUGGGCAGAGACAGUGUAAUAGUGUCCACGUGCUAUUCUGGAUGGGACAUUCCAGAAACAGCCAAGAGGGAAGGGGCGGGGGAUUCUAUAGGCAUGACAGUGACCCCAAGGACAAGCGCCCCAAGGACAGAGGGAACCUUUAGAGGGUUUUAUGCAGGGGAGGGACAGGGUCAGAUUUACACUUUUCAGAAGAAAACUAUUAUUUUGCUCCAUAAAAGGGAGGCCACAGUCUGUGCCUUCCACCCCUGAAAGCUGAAGAAGAGCAAAUGAGAAGCUUGAGGGAGGUAAAGUGUUACCUAGACAGGAGGGGUGGGGUGUGAAGUGUGGGGUGGUGGCUCUGAGAUGGUGCGGUGGGGGUGGGGUGGGAAUCAGCUGGGACAAGCAGUUAAUUGUCUGAUGUUUGCUUUCCCAUUCCUCCUGUGGGUAAGAAAGGGCCUGAUAUGUUUCCACAGAGCUCAUCAGCAUUCUCCACCUCAGCAGGAAGGAAGCAUGGCUGGGUUAAAAAUCAAACGUUUAAUCAACUGUGUGGGGUUGGGAUGGGGUGAAUCUGUGGGAGCACAAAACCUGGGCCCGUGGUGGCGGCUGGACCCCCAGCAGUUUGGGGCCUGGCACAAGGAGCUUUGGGUUUUUGGGUUGGUUUGUUUUUGCUAAGAUGCAUUAUAGAACUCUGAAAAACAAUUUUCUCACUGUGGCCCAAACGGUGACAUCUGAGCCUUCCCUUGGGGCUCUCACUAAAAGGAGCUCUCCUGAUAGCUGUCAGCAUUCACCAUCAUUGUGGGUCUGUUCUUCUUCCAAAUUAGCAGCCUGUAGGGGACAUGAAGAUUAACUUUAAAGGGAAGUUUUGAGCUGUUAAGACUGCAAACCAACUCUGCAUUUAUGUUGCCCAGGCACUCAUGACAUCCAUGCUCUGAUCCUCGGAAGGGCAAUCACAGGGAUCCAGGCAUUCACGACUGACAAGUGAACACACUUCACCCAGGAGCCCGGAUGCUACCAAGCCCACACCCAGGGAGACGCUGUGCUCUGAGCUUAAUCAGGGAGGUGGCAGAUGGAGCCAAUUCUUCUGGUAGGAAGUGAGAGACGCUGAUUUUAAAUAUCAAAAUUUCCCUCUUGAAGUCAUUCAAAUGUGCUCCUUAAAAAGAAGAUGAGACUCCCUGUACUGAGUUUCUCAAUCCACUUUUAACUGUGGAUGGGAACAGACUCCAUUACCUCAGAACAGAAGCUUCUUUUGACAGGGGAACAGGGAGAGGGAAGGAUAAUGACAGGAAGCAACUUGUGAAACCCACCUGGUGUUUGACUAAGCAAACUACCCCCCUUCACACACACACCAAGAGUUCACUCUGCACCCUCUGACCCUCCCAUCUGGGGUAAGUGCCUUAUGCAGAGCAAGGGGAAAAGAGAAUAAUAAAGCGCCUACAUGUCCAGCUCCACAGUGUUGGGCUACAUUUACUUGUAACCAUGUGAGAAGUUAUUUUAGUCACAGGAGAAAGGCCCACGUGGGGGCUGUGAAGCCCCCCCCCCUCCCCCCCCCCCCCCCCCCCCCGCCCCCGGACCUGGAGGGGAUUUCCCCCAGCCCCAGCGUGAUCUGGUCCAUGUCUGAGUCUUGGGCUCCGCUGUAAUAAAUAAGCCUGGUAGGCACUGCUGAGGGCAGAGGGGACUUUUCCCUUUUAUCACCAGAGCUGACACACAGUGUAAGAAACAACAAUCUGACUUCUUAGCUCAGCUCAGAUAUACCACAUUACAGAGGAGCAGGAGGCUGCAAGUGGGAUGGUAAGACCACCAAGAGUCCGUUUGUUUAUAGCUGCACCCACAGCAUAUUGAAGUUCCUGCGCCAGGGAUUGAAUCUGAACCACAGCUGUGAUCUAUGCCACAGUCGCUGAUGCCAAUACCAGAUCCUUUAGCUCACUGCGUCAGGCUGGGGAUCAAACUUGCACCUCUUCAGCGACCCCGAGCUGCUGCAGUCAGAUUCUUAAUCCACUGGGUCACAGUAGGAACUCCUGUGUGUUUGUGGGGGAGGUUUUCCUUUUUUUUUUUUUCAGUGCCGCACCCAUGGCAUAUGGAGGUUACCUGGCUAGGGGUCGAAUCAGAGCUGUAGCUGCCAGCCUACGCCACAGCUACAGCAACAUGGUAUCUGAGCAUCUGCCACCUACACUGCAGCUUGAAGCAAUGCUGGAUCCUUUAACCCGCUGAUCGAGGCCAGGGAUUAAACCUGCCUCCUCAUGGAUACUAGUUGGAUUCUUAACCUGCUGAGCCACAAGGGAACCCCCUGUUUUUGUUUUUGUUGUUUGUUUUUUUGGUUAUGCCUAAAGCAUGCAUAAGUUCCUGGGCCAGGGAAUGAACUCAUGCCAUAGCAGUGACCCGAGCCACAGCAAUGACAACACCAGAUCCUUAACCACUAGGCCACCAGGGAACUCCACCAAGGGUUUUACAGUGAUUGUGGGUUCUGUGGGAUUUAGGGCCUGGCAAUCCUUGCUUUCUGUUGACAUUUACUUUCAUCUUAGCUGCUACAACUCUCCUUCCUCCAGUGGCGCCCAUGUACGUGAGUUUAGUCUUACCUCAGGCUGGAUGCACAGGUCUUUGUACACAGUCUCCACAGUGUGGCACACUUGCUUGAGCUCUGUUUCCAGAUGACUGAUCUUCGCCAUUUUCUGAGUGAACUCUUGAAGCUUUUCCUGAAUGAUCUUGUUGUGGUAAUUAUAAAUUUGAUACAUCUUCUCCUCUAGCUUCUCUGUCAGGUCUGAAACCUUUGAAAAAAUAAGAUGUGUUCUUGGAAAAUUAAACAAGACUCAUCACAAGAC
Molecule: messenger RNA, 5047 nt
Organism: Sus scrofa (pig)
Lineage: Eukaryota; Metazoa; Chordata; Mammalia; Artiodactyla; Suidae
Gene: GCDH
Product: glutaryl-CoA dehydrogenase
Biological process (GO): fatty acid beta-oxidation using acyl-CoA dehydrogenase; fatty-acyl-CoA biosynthetic process
Cellular component (GO): mitochondrial inner membrane
Molecular function (GO): fatty-acyl-CoA binding; flavin adenine dinucleotide binding; glutaryl-CoA dehydrogenase activity
Source: RefSeq, a predicted model, not a curated record